AAGAGACAGCAAUCAUUACUGGCAUGCUGUCCCUGAAGCUUCUCCUCCAGCUUCGCAUCACAUUCCCCCCCCUCCUCCUCCUCCUCCUCCUCCUCCCUCCCUUACUUCAAACAGUCGCUACUCCUUCUUCGCUACGGCUGUAGCCUUCCCUCUCACUGCCUCCCAGGUCUUGCGCCCUCUGCCGAUGCUUCCUCAGAGUCUUUCUCUUCCGCUCCCCCCUCCAUUUCCUGUCACGCUCCCUCUGUGUCUCUCUUCCGCCCCGCCCCCUUAAUCUCCGGUUACACUGACAGAGUCUCUCUCCGUCUUUCAACCCCCCACCUCAUCUACGGGCCGGCAUUGAAACUACAGUUCAUGUCAAAUCUGGAAAACAAAUGGUCCGAUUCUAAGGAGAGCACAGAUUUAUAGGUGGUUACUAUAUCUUGAAGCAUGGAAAGGCUAGAAGCUAGGGAUUGGCCCAAAACGACCAACAGUGUUGCAGUGAUGAGGUGCACAAAAUGCAUGUUUCUGGAGGCUUCUACCCCAAUUCUGGGGGUUAUAUUUCUCAUGAACAUACAAGGCAGAAAAAUCGACAUUGUGGGCAUAUCCGCAGCUACUGGUGGAUUGUUAGCCUAUGUGUUACACAGAUGGUGUUCUUGCAGUUCUAAAGAAGAGAAAGAAGGAUGUAGAGAAGAAGUAUGUGACCCUGAAAGUGGAUCGUUGGAGUUUAGAGGAACAUCGGUUGAUCCUCCACAAUAUGGUUCUUUCAAACAUUCUGAGGUGGAUUCGAUUAUAACCCAUGAAGCCUCAGUGACUCAGUACCAGAGGACUAAACUGGACUCCUAUUCCAUGGAAACAGAGGAUUACAUCCCAGCAGUGCCGAGAUCUUCUCUAUCUGCUGAUAAUCAAGUCCUUGGCUUUGGUAAACAGAGAAAACAAAGAGACUCUACUGAUGUUGGGCCCUCAGACAGUGGUGUUUUCCAGGAAAGUUCACAAACUCCUGUUGGCCACCUGGAAACUUCCUCUCCUAAAUCCAACAACCACUCUAUCCCUAUGGAUGGUUUGGAACAAUCAGAGGAGAAAAUCACAACUCAAGCACAAAUUGCUUCUGAACAGGAGGUCUUAUCAGUCUCAGGGCGGAAAUCAAUAGAUCCUAGCCUGGAAAGAAACAAGCGCCCCAAAUCAGAAGUGACGGGAUCUUCUCCAUUGGUUGAUGAUCAAGAACCUGACUUCAGGAAAAGGAUAAAAGUAACAGACACUAUUGACGGUGGGCCCUCAGGCAGUGGUGUAUUCCAAGAAAGACCCCAAACUCCUGAUGGCCAUGGGACAAUUUACUCUCCUAAAUCCAAAUCCCAACCUAUCCCUAUGGAGGGUUUGGAAGAAUCAGGAGAAAAGUCAGCAUUUCAGAAAAUAUUUAAAGAAUUCGGAUUGGACAGUUACAGUUCUAAACUGAGCCUGAAAGAUGUUCUUAGCCUUGGACAGAUGAUUCAGUGUCAGACCCUUCCAGAAGUUCCUUGGUAUUAUCUGAGAAAGCUGAUGUCCCUUAACAGAAAUGCAAGGAAUACAACCUUACAGCAUCAAGUUACACAGUUAGACACAGACCAGGAUGAUUGGUACUUAGAUGAAGAUUCAUCAUCUGACAGUGAUGAUUCAGUCCAUCCUCUAGAUGUUCUCUGUGCUCUCCUACAUUAUUCAGACCCUUGCUUACAGCAAGAAAUUCUACUGAAAAUGUCCAUGUGCCAAUUUGCUGUCCCUCUGCUGCUCCCUCCUGGUGAUGGCACAGACUGCACCUUCAUGCUAUGGGCAAUGAGAGGCAUUGUGAAGAGGUGGAGACCUCAAUCAUCACAAGACAGUAAAGGAUUUAAGGAGGAUAACUUGGUGAACAUAUCAAUGCCAGUUUUCUCUUUUGUGAGACUAGGGAACUGCAGAACAUCAAAGUCCCACAUUCUCAAUCUUAUUCUCAGCCCAGCUCAUCAGGCGCAAGAGGUUUUUUUACACAAAGAAAUGGAAACUGGGAAUGCUUCACGUAAAAUCUCAGAUGGAUUGGUGGAAAUAUGUUGGUAUUUUCCUGGCAGCAACUUAAAAUCAGACAUUAUCAAACAACCCAUUGCAGUCACAAAUAUGAGAGGAGACUUGAGGUCUGGUGAGGAGCAGUUCAGAUUUUUAAGCCACGUAUCAUCGGCAGUGUUCAUAUUCACCGAGAGUGUCGGGGAGAGAGAGUGUGAACUUUUAGCAAAAUUCAAUAACUUGUAUAAUACAUAUAUUAUUAUAGAUCCUUCUUCACAAGCCUCUAGUAAGAAAAUAAAGGAAUACAGGGAACUGCUACAAGAAAAACUGAACCUAGAUAAGAAGAAUGUCUGGGAAAGAAAAAGAUCAUCCAAUGAUGCAGCACUGGUAAGAGAAUUAAAGAAUACUAUUGCAAAUCAUACCAAAAUAUCCGAUUAUAACAUGAAUCUACAACAAAUGUCGCAAAAAACUCAGACAUUUAAUAUUCAUGUUGAUGAAAGCUCCAUAGAGCUAGAAGCAGCAAAGCACCAUGCCAAUCAGAUUGCCACCAAUAUAAGGGACAUUGUUAAAUAUAAGAAUGAAACAAUGAAACUGCAGGGGGAGCUCUGGAAAGAACUGUCCAAAACAGAGAAAGAAAUGUGUAGAAUGAGAGACCAGGGCAGUGAGAAUGCAGAAGAUUACAUGGACAAACUGAGGCAACGUUGUUCUUCACUCCGCAAGAGGCAAAAUGCACAUCCUUUCCCUGAAGCCAUUGAACAGUUCAGAAAAGCAGCCACUGAAUUAGCUCAAAUUGAAAAACAGUGUUUUUUAAAGUUUACAAAAUUCAGUCUUGAGUCAGUUGCUAGAGAAAAUCUCUGUAAACUGCAGGCAGAGUACAAGGAGACAUUUGACAACUAUGGAGCAGAUGUAGAGAAACUAAAACAAAUAGAUCAGAGAAUAUCAGACAGCUCCUUAGGCAUUGAACACUUUCUGAGAGAACUGGGACAGUUUUAUGAAGCUAAAUAUGUUGUGGAGAAUGGCAGUAACAUGGAAGAGAAAUUCAGCAAACUCCCAGGAAUGGCUGCCGAUCUUCUCCUUGAUGGGUUCCCAUUGGAGCUGAUAGAUGGAGACGCCUCCAACAUCCCGCUACAGUGGAUUUCUGAUGUUCUAAAUGAGCUGGACACUAAGACAGGAGGGAAAUACAGAAUGAGAGUAAUCACAGUGCUGGGAGUGCAGAGCACAGGGAAGUCCACCCUCCUGAACACCAUGUUUGGCUUGCAGUUCCCUGUGGCCAGUGGGCGAUGCACGCGGGGAGCCUUCAUGACACUGAUUAAAGUGGAAGAUAAGUUCCAAAUGGAAUUAGGCUGUGAGUUUAUCCUAGUGAUUGACACAGAAGGUUUAAAGUCUCCUGAACUGGCUUCUCUGGAGGACAGCUAUGAACAUGACAAUGAGAUGGCCACUCUAGUUGUUGGGUUGAGCGAUAUCACAAUAAUCAACAUGGCCAUGGAGAACACAGCAGAAAUGAAAGAUAUUCUGCAGUUAGUGAUACAUGCUUUCCUUCGGAUGAAACAAAUAGGCAAGAAGCACAAUUGCCAGUUUGUCCACCAAAAUGUCAGUGAUGUUUCUGCGCAUGAGAAGAACCUGAGGGACAGACAGAAGCUCUUGCAGCAGUUGGAUAAAAUGACUGAAGUUGCAGCAAAAAUGGAGAAAAAGAAUCAUAUAACGAUGUUCUCAGAUAUUAUAGACUAUGACCUUGAGGAACACACUUGGUAUAUCCCUGGCUUGUGGUAUGGUGUCCCACCUAUGGCCUCAGUUAAUACUGGAUACAGUAAUGGUGUAAAUGAACUGAAGAAAUAUUUGAUUUCAUAUAUGAAAAAGAUGAAAGUGAAGGCUCAGACUAUCCCAGAAUUUACAGAGUGGAUAAAAAGCCUGUGGAAUGCUGUGAAACAUGAGAAAUUUAUCUUUAGCUUCAGAAAUAGCUUAGUUUCCGAGGCUUAUAACCAGCUGUGUAUGCAUUAUACAGGCUGGGAAUGGAGCUUCCUGAAGGCAACUUAUAAUUGGUUUACUGAGACAGAAACUUCUAUCAGGAAUCUACCAGCAGACAAACUGGAUUCAGAAAGGAGAAAAAUGAUUAUGCAAGAAAUGAAACAGAUAUUGGGAAUAGAAGAGAGAAACAUGUCACAGUCACUAGAGGAAUAUUUUAGCAGUGGAUGUGACAAUGUUCAUCUCUUGGAACCAUUUAGAACUGAUUUCUUCCGCAGUGUGAAAUAUCUCAGAGAGACACAGGAAUCUUGUUUAGUCAUAAAGUGUGAAGAUGCAUUACGUCUGCAACUGGACAGGAGCAAAGUUCAACAAAUACAGGAAAGAUUCCUCCAAAAUAUAGAAUCUAAAGUUAAAGCUAUUAUUGAGAACAGCAGGGAUAAUGGUUCUGAAUUGGAUGAUAAUAUGUUGAAGAUGGAAUUUGAAAAUAUAUGGGAAGAAACACUAAAGGGUUUAAAUAUACAAAGACUAAGCAAGAGGGAUAUAAGCCAGGAAAUGUUUCAGUACCUGAAAUAUAAUUCACCUUCUAAAAAGCUACAUGGCCAAAAUAAUUUUGAAGAUUACUAUUGGGACACUGAUUUUGACCCUGUAAUAAACAAAUACCACAAUUACAUUUCUGAAAUAAUUAGCACUAAAGGGAACUAUGAUGAGACAUACUGCCAUGAACUCCUCAGAAUGAUAAAGGAAGAACAUAAAGAAGAACCUGUAGACCUGGUUGUUUUUAUUUUUAAAGAAGCUGCUCAAAAAUUCCAGACGCUGCACAAUGAGUUUAUUGAAAAUAAUGACCCAGCUCGUUCCUUGGAAAACCUCAGGUGCCAUUACUUUUCCUUGUUUGAGAGCAUGUACAAAGAAAAGGAUGAAUGUCAGAAAAGGGCUGGAUAUUUCUGUGAGGUUUGCCUGAAGCCGGCCAUUGUACAACACAUUCAGAACCACACAGGGAGGGAGCUGUUGGAUCAUAUUCUACAAAAACCUGAAUUCAGGAGUCGCAGAACUUUUCAGUUCUAUGUCCUUGAGCAGCUUCUACAAGCAAACUCAUUUGAGGAAUACAAUAAAUGCAUUAAUAACUAUGAGAGCUUCACUCACAUAUUUAUAUUAAAUUACAUAAAGCAGCAAUACCAGAAGCUGAAGAGCAGCAGUGAUUUGUAUAUUAGAGUCCUUGAUUCCAUAAUGCAGAAAGUCAAACAUGCCUGUUCUAAUUCAGCAGGGCAAGCAAACAAUUUUUCAGAUUUUUUAGAAUACUUUUGCAGACAGUUAGAUAAAGAACUGGUCGUCUCACAGAACAAGUUGAAGCUUAUAGUUUUCGAAAACAAAUUUAAUGUUUCUGAAUUUUCAAAUAAUGUUGAGAUCUUUUUAGAAGAUACCGAAAAACAAAUUAAAGCAGAAAUGAGAGAAUGUGACAUUGACUCUAUGUUCUCCAACAUCACCUUGAAGCCUCAGGAGGAAUUGUAUAAGAAGGUCAUUGGAUGUGGGAAGCAGUGUCCAUUCUGUAAAGUGCCUUGUGAGGCUGGAACUGAUGACCACUCAGAGCACUUUGCCUCUAUCCACCGACCAAUGGGUCUGGCACAGUGCAGUAAAGAUGUUCUAGAUGUUCUAGAUCAUUCUAUCUGCUCCACUGCUGUUCUCUCUAAUAGAAGUUUCAACUCUGAAGAGACAGGCUGGACAGCUCACCCUUAUAAAGAUUACCGUAAAUAUUACCCAGAAUGGAAUAUCCACCCUGAGGAUGGAAGGAAAGGCACAGAUUAUUGGAAAUUUGUCUUGAAAGAGCAUAAUGAUAAGUUUGCACGUGAGCAUGGAAAAAAACCAGCUACAUUUCCAGAAGACUGGCAGAGGAUCACUAGAGAGAAAGCUCUACAAAGUCUAAAGAAAUCGUUUCAUGUUAAAGAAAGUCACUCUUAUUAAUCGGAUGGGGCCACUUUUAAAUCAGCUUUAUAUAAUUCAUACCCAGGAACUUGCGCUUCAAUGGCCAUUGCAGUAGAAUGUAUUCCAUUUGGGUUAUGAGUUGCUCAAGAAACAGCGACACAUCUAGAACUACAUACAAAGUGAAAACUCAACAUAUUCACCUUUUUUAUACUGAAAAACUUUAUGUUGCACUGCCAAUAACAAAAAUUUAUUUCAUAAUUAAUUUUGACUUUUUUUUUU
This is a messenger RNA of Xenopus laevis (African clawed frog), 6141 nucleotides long. RefSeq names its product interferon-induced very large GTPase 1. NCBI's taxonomy places the organism in Eukaryota, Metazoa, Chordata, Amphibia, Anura, Pipidae. The record is from RefSeq and is a predicted model, not a curated record. The coding region runs from base 427 to 5901 and encodes 1824 amino acids. The transcript has 10 exons.